AUGGCUGGCAACUAUCUCUUCUACGUCCAAGAGUCCCUGAAGGAGGAGAUGCAGGCUCGGUAUGCAGAGGGGGAGAGCACGAUGACGCGCUGCCCCUUCGGUACCAUGACACCCAGCGAUGGAGAAGUUGACCUGCGGCAGUGCGAGAAGAGAAGCUCGCCCACGGUUUCCUACCUACUGGAGAGCUUGGACAUGAUCGUGCAGAGGAUCAACCCGGUGGACACAGCAGCUUCGCCCAAGAAGUGGGUCAAAUCAGCAGGCGAUCCGGAAAUCAACGAAGGGGAGUUCCGGCCCGUCUACGGAGCCACUGCCGGAAGUGUGACCCUGGUCACCUUCGACGUGCGGCACUUGCCCCAAGAG
Messenger RNA from Symbiodinium necroappetens, 360 nucleotides. NCBI's taxonomy places the organism in Eukaryota, Dinophyceae, Suessiales, Symbiodiniaceae. The record is from the annotation of a GenBank genome assembly.